CCCCAAACGAAAAGCGCUCAGCUGCUGGUAGUCGAAGGACGCAGAGCGAGAAAGAAACAGAGAAAAAAAAAAAGAGAAAAUCCCUAUUCUCUUCUUUCUCUCUCACACUGUCCGUCUACUACUACUACUACUACUACUACUACUACCCUUUUCUUCCGUUCCGACAAUUCGACCCCACAAUUUCUCCGCAUUUCACUUUCUCUCUCUAAAUUCCUCUUUUAGAAAUCAAACCAAUGCCAGCUUCUCCUUCAGGCAAUCUCUCCCUUUUUUUCCAUUUUCCCUCCUCCAAUUAUCGUCGAGGUCGAUGGAAGCGGCGGAACCGAGAGCGAAGAGCCAAACAUCUCCAAGAAGAAUACGACGUCGUUCCGGAGGAAGACGAAGAAGAAGAAAACAACAACGAGGACCUCGACAACCACGGUGAGAACUCCGGGGACGAUGCUGCUGCUGGAGCCUUAACUGAUCCGUCCUUAGCGGGGUCUAGCGAGAGUAAGGCCUUGGCUGAUGGUGGAGUUCGCAUAUCGGAGUUCCCCGUCGUGGUUAAGCGGACGAUGAACUGUCCUCACGAUUCCGUAAUGGCGAUCGUGGAGGCUGAACGGGCGGGUUUGGUUGGGGAUAGCAAGGAGCACCAGCAGGUGGCGCUGCCGGUUUUGGAGAAUGUUUCACACGGGCAGUUACAGGCGGUUUCGGUGGAUACUCCCAAUCCGGAGAAGUAUGUGAUUACCCCUCCUGCGAUAAUGGAGGGGCGUGGCGUUGUUAAGAGGUUAGGGAGUCGGGUUCAUGUCCUGCCAAUGCAUUCAGAGUGGUUUUCACCGGCCACCGUGCAUCGACUAGAAAGACAAGUUGUGCCACAUUUUUUCUCUGGAAAAUCACCGGAACAUAUGCCGGAAAAAUAUAUGGAAUGUAGAAAUCACAUUGUUGUCAAGUACAUGGAUAAUCCAGAGAAGAGAAUUACAGUUUCUGAUUGCCAGGGGUUAAUAGGUGGUAUCAGUAAUGAGGAUUUAGUUCGAAUUGUUCGGUUUCUUGAUCAUUGGGGAAUUAUCAAUUAUUGUGCAGCUGCAUCAAGUCACGAGACAUGGACUGGGGGCUCCUACUCAAGGGAGGAUCCAAAGGGUGAGGUUCAUGUGCCAUCAGCCGCAUUAAAGUCUAUCGAUAGCUUGAUAAAAUUUGAUAAGCCAAAAUGUAGGCUUAGGGCAGCUGAUGUUUAUUCAUCAUUGUCAUGUCAUGAUGAUGAUUUCUCUGACUUGGACAACAGAAUACGAGAGCGCUUAUCUGAAAACAAUUGCAGUUCUUGUUCUCAGCCUAUUCCCACUUCAUAUUAUCAGUCACAGAAGGAGGUUGACACGCUAUUGUGCUCUGAUUGCUUCCAUGAUGGGAGACUUGUUCCUGGUCAUUUAAGCAUAGAUUUUGUUAGGGUAUAUUCAACAGAAGAUUAUGGCGACCUAGAUGGAGAAAGUUGGAGUGAUCAGGAAACACUACUGCUGCUUGAGGCAAUGGAAAUUUACAAUGAGAACUGGAAUGAAAUAGCUGAGCAUGUUGGCACUAAGUCUAAAGCACAAUGCAUACUUCAUUUUCUGCGUCUACCCAUGGAGGAUGGCAUAUUGGAAAAUGUAGAAAUUCCAAGCAUGCCCAAGUUAGUGAUUGUUUCUAAAGGAGAUGGCCAAAGAUUGCACUCAAACAUGAAUGGGAGUCUACCAGGGCCCACCCUUCGAGAUGCUGAUUCUGAAAGCAGGCUUCCUUUUGCAAAUACUGGGAAUCCAGUUAUGGCUAUGGUUGCUUUUCUGGCCUUUGCUGUUGGACCAAGAGUUGCUGCAGUCUGUGCCCACUCAUCCUUGGCAGCAUUGGCUGAAGACAUACAUAAGGAAGGUUCAGGGCAUGGUAAUAGGAUGAACAUGGAGAGUGUACAUAGUAGAGAAGGUGGUUUUCAUGGUUCCGUUCACAAAAAAGAGAACUCUGCAAUACACAGUUCAUUUGGUCAAAACGAGGCAGAGGGUCAUACACUAUCUGCUGAAAAGGUAAAAGCUGCCGCCAAAACCGGCCUUGCAGCUGCAGCUAUGAAGGCAAAACUGUUUGCAGAUCAUGAGGAAAGAGAAAUUCAAAGGCUAUCAGCUAAUAUCAUAAAUCAUCAGUUGAAGAGGUUGGAGCUGAAGCUCAAGCAGUUUGCAGAAGUGGAAACCUUACUCGUGAAAGAAUGUGAACAAGUGGAGAAAGCAAGGCAAAGGUUUGCUGCUGAGAGGGCUCGCAUUGCAUCAGCUCGAUUUAGACCUGCAGGAGUCACUUCACAAAUGAGUCUACCUGCGGUUGCUUCUUCCAUGGUUAACAAUAACAUUGGCAACAAUAGGCAACAUGUACAGCCAAGCAUAUCUGGAUAUGCCAGCAACCAACCAGUACAUCCCCAUAUGCCAUUCAUUUCACGCUAACCAAUGUCUCCCGUGGGUUCAAGGUUGCCCCUUUCGGCCGUGCAGGCAUCUGCAUCAGCACCUCCUAAUGUCAUGUUCAACUCCCCAGGGAAUGCUCCACCCACUCUUAAUCAUCCACUGAUGAGGUCUGUAUCUGGGACUAGCUCUGGUCUAGGUUGAAAUGGAAGACUUGAGUGUAAAUUUGGAUUUUCUGGUUGGAUUCCAUUGGUGUCGUUGCUCAGUUUCUGCACCUUGACGAGAACAGGUAGCCCGGGCAAACGGUGAAAGCAUCAUGCGGCUUCUAUGUAUGGAAGUUACCUGAAGCAAUAUUUAGGGCUUGUAACACUGCACAAUUAAGGUAGCAUUCGGAUUUAAUUCUGGGUUCUUGAGGUUAUACCAAAAAUUAGUUUUGUAUAAAAAUCAUUUAAAAAUUUUAGAAUAUCCCA
Messenger RNA from Durio zibethinus, 2842 nucleotides. Its product is annotated as SWI/SNF complex subunit SWI3C-like. Lineage: Eukaryota; Viridiplantae; Streptophyta; Magnoliopsida; Malvales; Malvaceae. Gene Ontology annotation, molecular function: protein binding. The record is from RefSeq and is a predicted model, not a curated record.